AUGGUAGCCCUUCUCUACAGACGCCUUUUCUCCAGCUCUAGCAAUGUGCAAUUUUUGGGCCGCUUCCAAAAACAUCUGGUCAACACAGCGCCCAAAGAACAUGUGGUGAAGGAACUGGUGCGCCCAGUGGGACUUCCUGAGCUGCCCAGAUCCAAUAUGAAGUACAAGGAAGGAAACAGCGUUCGAGAGCUUUUUGACGAGGCCAAAACCAGCCAAAGAACGAUGGAAUUGGAAAUGCAGUUUAGCAAAGGCGGGCUCUACGACGUUCAUACGUUUCGUAAAACAGGCGGCAAACUGUUUUUGUCGCCGCCGUCUAUCUGGAGGCAGGACAAGGCCCUCUAUUUCCCGCACAUACAAGCACGAAGCCUUUCCGAUUCGCAAAAUCAAGACGUGGAGACUUUUUUACAGGGCAAGCUCUCUGUUGUGCGAAUUUUCACCAGCGCUGCGGGGGACCAACUAGGAAAAUCCUAUUUCCGUGGAGACGAUGGCGUAGAUUACCUUAAACAAGAAUCUCUGCUAAAUCCAAAUACGCAGGACGUGCAAACGCAGAUUGUGGAAAUCAAUCUGACUGAAAAUAAGCUCAAAGCUCUUUUUGCAAGACUCGCACUGGGUAAGGUACGCGCUGAUGUUCCCAAAGAGCGCCAUUCGCGCUAUUUCCUCGGCGAUAGAAACCAAUUAUCCUUCGGCAUUCGCGAAGAGCUUCAGAUCAACAAUCUCUACACCAGCUACAUUUUUCUGGUGGACCCUCAGCUGAAGAUCCGGUGGAUGGCUAGCGGGGGAGCCGACAAAAAGGACUUCAACCUCCUGUGGAGAUGCGUUAGGGCUCUCAAGAAGGAGCUGAAUCCACAGCUCGCUUCAUCUUAA
This is a messenger RNA of Lachancea sp. 'fantastica', 864 nucleotides long. The record is from the annotation of a GenBank genome assembly. Lineage: Eukaryota; Fungi; Ascomycota; Saccharomycetes; Saccharomycetales; Saccharomycetaceae.